Rotaria sp. Silwood2 is the source of this 324-nucleotide messenger RNA. The record is from the annotation of a GenBank genome assembly. Lineage: Eukaryota; Metazoa; Rotifera; Eurotatoria; Philodinida; Philodinidae.
AUGACGUUUGAUUUUAAAUUCUUUGCUAGAAAAAUCAAUCAAAAAGUACUUGAUCGAUUUCGUUCUCCAUUUUGGCUUAAUAAGCAUUGGUGUGUUGCUUUUAAUUCCAACCGUUGGUCUCUCUUUACCAUACCUUACUUUUCUCCGACUUCAAUUCAUGAUUCAUCUGUUUCAGCGUCAUCUGAUUGUACAACAUUACCUCUCGAACAACACGUCAUCUUUUAUGAUCGUCUUACUAAAUUAAGCUAUGGAUCAGAUCGAUACCAAUUACCAUAUCGUUAUAAUCAUGUUGAGGAAGUUAUUUUUGAUGAUCCUUAUGCAUGA